Molecule: messenger RNA, 615 nt
Organism: Mya arenaria
Lineage: Eukaryota; Metazoa; Mollusca; Bivalvia; Myida; Myidae
Product: 60S ribosomal protein L19-like
Exons: 4
Coding region: 246-569 (107 amino acids)
Biological process (GO): translation
Cellular component (GO): ribosome; cytosolic large ribosomal subunit
Molecular function (GO): RNA binding; structural constituent of ribosome
Source: RefSeq, a predicted model, not a curated record
CACUGCAAGGUCAGAGACGUCGAAGAUUUACUCCUGCUCGUGACGGAGCUGACCAUCAGGGGGAUCAAGCCGAAAUCAAAUGCAAUCAUGUCUUCCAAGUGCCUGGGAUUCGUAUUCAUCUUUCCACAUCCGGACCUCUGAAGAAAGUGUCUGUUAUAUUCGGCCACCGUGUGUUUAGAACGAGUAAUGAGGAUGAGGAAGACGAUUGACAUUCCGGAAAAAGGGAGAGUGCAGCCAAUGCCCGUAUGCCACAGAAGGUUAUCUGGAUGAGAAAAAUGAGGGUUCUCCGCCGACUCUUGACGCGCUUAAGGGAGGCGAAGAAAAUCGACAAGCAUCUGAACCAUGAGCUGUACCUGAAGUCCAAGGGUAACGGCUUCAAGAUCAAGUGUGUACUCAUGGAGCACAUUCACAAGAGGAAAGCUGAAAAAGCCCGCUCCAAGCAGCUCAGUGACCUCGCUGACGCCAGGAGAACCAAGGUCAAGGAUGCCCACAAACGCCGCGAAGAGAGGAUUGCACAGAAACGAGCAGACCUCAUCAAGUCAUAUGCUGAUGAUGACUCCAAAAAAUAAACUAUUGUUCUGUAUUUGUGCGUUAUAAAAUGGGAUCCGAAAGAGA